GUGGACAUCGAACUUUCGCCAGACACUGUGAAUCGAGAAAACAACCUUACACACACACCCCUGCUAUGGCUAACUUUUAAGUGGACUGUACCGCGUGAAGAUCAAUGAUUGAAAAUGUUCCCAUUUGCAUUGAAAAGGCACUUCAAUCCCUGUGUGGGUCCAUCAUGGCGAUCUCUGCAGUGGGUACUCAGUGGGUCCAGCUGCAUGGUGAAGAGGGAAUGUUUUUACACCAGUUCCAACCCCUUGUUGUCUCCACAAGUUCCUACGGCAACGUCACUACUGUUCCCGAGACUAGCCUCCUCCAGGCUUCUGAGCCUCAGGUCCCUGAGCUUCUCUGCCUCUUUGCUCUGCCAGGGUCACCCCGUGCCCACGGCCCCUGGGAGAAGACAGGAGAACCAACAGCGCCUCAGCAUGAAAGCCCUGGCCUAUGCGCCCAAGCCUGCUUUGUACCUCGGCUUCUCCGGCCUCCUUCCAUUCCUGGGUGCCCCCCUCCUGAUGGCUGUAACCCAGUCCUACCUCCCUGAGGUGGCCUAUGCCCAGGUGGUCUACGGGGCUUCAAUCGUGUCCUUCCUGGGUGGGGCCCGCUGGGGCUUUGCCCUGCCUGAGGGGAGCCCUGCCCAGCCCGACUGGAUGAACCUUGGCAACAGUGUGGUGCCCUCCCUGCUGGCCUGGCUGGCUCUGCUCUGCAGAGACAACAUCACAGAGGGAGCUCUUGUGGUCAUCAUGGGGCUGGGCCUAGCCCUGCACUAUGACCUCACACUGCUGCCUGGUUACCCCGGCUGGUUCAAAGCCAUGAGAACCAUACUCACUCUGGUGGCUACCUUUUCCCUGGUGGCCACACUGACAUUGCAGAAGAUGUGCCCGGAGAAGAAGAUCAAGGCACAAGAGAAUUGACUAGGUAAUUACUAAGUCAAGCAGUGUCAAGUUAGCACUUGAAAGCUAAAUUCUCUCAUUGUGAACAGUGGAACUGACCAUUGUGGGAUUUGUUCAGUAGGAGCAAACAGGGAGAAAACAACAUUUAAAAAAAAAAUGGAACUGGUGCGACGCAACAAACCUUUCCAAUAAAAUACAUUUUCACUGGAUUUCCUUUUAAUCAAUGUGCUACUUAGACACUUCUGUACCUCAACAGGUGAGUGGUGAAAUACAAUUUCACGUUGUAAUCUAGUGCCGCUGCUGAAAUUAAGGUGAUACAAGCUCAUACCAAACAAGGCGACAUUUCUCAGUGUUUUAAAAUGGUGACUACUGUGUACUGACUAAAAAGGCACUUAUAUUUACAGUGGUGUUAUAUGGCUGCAUUUCGGUCAAUGAGCCAUAUUAAACAAAUACUGAGUGCAACAGUUGUACUAGAGUAAUUGCAACUUAAAACAUCAACUUUUAGUGAUCGUUUAACAAAUGCCGUAAGCACAGCAGAAUGUUACUGUAAGGUUAGCAUUUCCAACCAUAACAGUUUGACAUGAGGACCACAAUAACAUUUUGCUCAUAGUAGCUUCUGCUUCUGUCAUCAAGUGCAGUACAAGGUUUUAAUACAACUCCGUGUAGACACAUGAAGCCCAUCGCACUAGCAGUCAGUCUACCUUCAGUCGACAUGGAUAAUGGAUAACUCCCAUGUAAGUUAAUAGUUUUGGUGUUAAUUUAAAAUGUGACACUCAAAGUGCACAGGUUGAAACAAUCGAUAGGAUAUCAGUGAUAGACAGCUA
Molecule: messenger RNA, 1697 nt
Organism: Oncorhynchus masou masou (cherry salmon)
Lineage: Eukaryota; Metazoa; Chordata; Actinopteri; Salmoniformes; Salmonidae
Product: transmembrane protein 69-like
Exons: 3
Coding region: 115-894 (259 amino acids)
Source: RefSeq, a predicted model, not a curated record